AUCAGCCAUUUGCAAUUAUUUUAAACACAGGUAAAUGAAAAUAAUUUUGUUGUUAGGUAUACGUGUACAGUUCCAAUAGAGAAAAUAAAUAAAUAAUUUUGAUGUUCAUAGUACGAAGUGAAAAUGUAUAGUAAUACCAAACACUUAUCAAAGCUGAUAUAUAGACCAGAUAAAACCCUGAAUAACAUUAAAUAACAAAAAAGCAUUACAAUUAGUAUCAACAUGUCAAAUUAACAAGAAAGUACGAUUUGAGAGUACUCGCAGUUACUGACAGCUAGUUAAAAGCCAAAACAAUUAAUAAUAAAAAAUCAUGCAUCAGAGACUAAAAUCAACUAAAACACAUCCCAGGGAUUUAGUAUUUUAACGUCAUGGACAGUCAAAGAAGACAUGACUUGUGCAAUGCCAAAAAUAAAUGUAUCGACAGGCAGUAGGAUAGUUAGGAGUUUAACCUCUUUAUAGAUCAAAAUGAACGUGGGUGUGUCUUUAUACAUCCCGUUUGAAAAGAAUAUGUUUUAAUUUGCUGAUGACAAAAUCGAUAUUAGUGCCAAUGUAAACUAUAUUCAAAGAUCUAACUACAACAUUGGUAAGAUAACCUUUACUAAUAAGUUUGUUUAAAGGUUCGAUGAGUUUACACGGAUCACAAAGUGAUUUCCGCGCUUUAAGUACAAUAUUACCGUAAAAUUUAGGAUGUGAAAUACCGUUUUUAAUCAGUUUUCUACAGGUACAGCCAAAUUUACUAAUCAAAUCUUUGUAUCUAUGAAAGAACUUAGCAAAAGUUUUACGUAAUUUAUGGUAACGAAAUCCCUGACUUAAUAAUUUACCAGUGAUGCAUUGAUUACGUUCGUUAAAAUCUAUGACAUCACUACACACACGGGCAUAACGAACGAGUUGGGAUAUAUAAACACCGUAUGAUGGAGCCAAAGGAACAUCGCCGUCUAAAAAAGGAAAAUUAACAAUAGGGAAUGAAAAAUCGUCUCUUUUGUCGUAAAUUUUCGUAUAGAUUUUCCUUUAGAGAUUGAAAUGUUCAAAUCCAGAAAAGGACAACUACUGCUGUUUAUGUUAGAUUUAGUUAAAGUAAGUUCUAUUGGGUAAAUUUCGGUAGUUUAUUUAGAGAACUCUGGAUUAUUUAACGAAAAAAUAUCAUCUAAAUAACGGAAGGUAUUGUUGAAUGUAUCAACCAAAUGUAACAAUGACGUGUCUUUACUGAGUUUGGUCAUAUCUCCUUUUAUUCAUUCAUAAACCAAUUGAAAAGGGACGAAAUCAGACAGUUGCUGGGCAUUGACUAGAGCAAAACAUUUUUUCUUUUUUUUCUUCUAAUUUUCAGUUAAAAAAAAUUCUAAUAAUUUGCAUCGGUUUAUAUUAAAUACUAUAUCUUCAAGUAUUAUAUAAAACCUGGGACUAUUAUCCUAUAGUAUUAUAGUCCUAGAUAAAACACUUUUCACAGAACAUAUUUAUUUGUAGGAUCAUUAUCAACGCCUAUAAUCUAAGGAUAUGAAGGGCUAUUUUCAACUGUUUGUAUUGGUAAUGAUAGUUACAGAAGUGAAAUCGUAUCAAUUUGGUCAGCCAAUGGUUAACAAUUUGUCGUGUGAUAGUAAAUGGCUAAAGGUUUUGGAGGGAGACAGGAAUGGAAAAGUUGUAUCUGGCAGUAAAGAGGAUCUUCGUCGUGCUGUAGUUUCUGGUUCAAAGAUUCGAAUUAUAAUGGACGACCUUUAUUCAACUGAUACAAAUAACGUCUAUUCUUUGAACGGCGAAAUUUGCGUACUAGCACUUUUUCACAUCAGCAAAGGUGGAUUUGAUUCACACCAAACUAAGGCAUAUUGGUGGUUUCUUAAUUUGUGCACAACAGGCAAUGUACACAUGUCCCGUUGGUACGUUGGAGUCCACCUAUCGCCAUCAGAAAGUAAAGUUAAAUACAACGUAAAAUGGUUUGUAAGACAUUUAAGCUGUGACUCGACUCCGGCGAAACCAGUUCUUUGUACCACCGAGAGUGGGUUUCCGUACUGUGGUAAUGUAAACAACUUAAUAACUGUAAUCAGUCAUGGCGCAGAGAUUCAUGGGGUAGAUGCUAAAAGAAGCUAUUCUGUCGAGUUCACAAAUUUACAUUACAACAAGAAAACAUCGUUUGUAUCUGGUACUCAUCUUUGGCAUAUAAGCCAAACUAGCGUUUCUAACUAUGUGGAGUUUCAGAAAAAUGCCUACUGGUGGUUUACAAUUUGGUCCACAGACGGAUCACGUGAUAUAUCAAGAUGGAGCAUAGGUGAACAUAAAGAUCGAGGACAUACUACAGACAAGUUACCAAUCAUAUGGCUGGCUGACACGUGCUGGUCUUUGGCAUAUGAGCACGACGAGCAUGGCCAAUCAAUCGAUGGUUCUGUAGAUUAUUUACGAUCAGCUAUUUUAAAUGGAAAACGAGUGAGACUACUUUAUCAGUCAGGUUACCCCAUUGAAGCCGAUGAAUUAAUUAUUAGAAAUGGUCACGUGACAGCGCAGGUUUUAGGACAUGUGUCAAACAGUGGCAAGACAUUCAAUUCAGAUGCUUACUGGUACUGGGAAAAUGUUGCUACAACGGGAGAUGUAGGUAGAAACAAUUCGAUACAAUAUUGGAUCGCAUACAAGUCGUGGAAAAACUAACUACAGACAGCGAAUUAAAUGGUUUAUUGAUACAAGACCCUGGAAACAUGUCUUCUCUAACAGUGCAUCAGGACAGUCCAUACAUGGUUCAAAGACAACAUUAAUACGAGACAUUAAAGCUGGUAAAAUGGUGCGGUUCACUGUAAAGUAUGCAACACAUCCCCAAAGUCAUCAUGUAUCUGUAUUGAACGCAGAUAAUAUCAACAUAAAUAACGACGAAAAAGACGUAGGAGCACAACAUAUAAGAUCAAUAGGUUAUUCGAAAAAUGGUCCAUUCAACGUAUCCUUUACGUCCAACCCGUACUGGAACUUUUUAAUUGCUUCAACUGCUGGAAAAAUAGACGUAUCUAAGUGGACUGUGGGCAUCCAUGAAACUCAAGGACAUGAAACAUCUAAGGUUGAGAUAGACUGGUUCGUUAGUUAAACAUAAUUGUGCCUUGGUCACUGGUAUCUGUAAAUUCUGAAUUCAACACCACGAUGCUAUUUUUAACAAUUAGUUCGACCGAAACUUGCAUUUAUCAAUGUUUAAUAUGUUAAACUGAAAAUCUUCAUACAAUGUACAUAUAGACUGAGUUAUAAAAUAUAUAUAGUAUUUCCAUUGUUUUAAAGGGGCACUAGCUGCGGGAAAUAUAAAAAAUCUAAAGUAUGAUUUAUUUUUGUUCAAUCAUUUAUAAUGAAAGUGAAAAAGUGAAAUAAUAAUUCGCUUUUAGCAGCCAGUAUGGUUUAAUUUUGUCAAAUUAAGCUAAGAAACAUUGAUCAUGAAUUAUUCACAUGCAAGUGAAUAAUCCGAUCUCAUUGAAUCCGUAUUCAUGUGAACUUCAAUUUAACCCCUUAGCUAGAGAUGGAUAACGCAUGAAUUGUGAGUGUUAGGUUAUUUAAAGGAAAAUAAUGUCAACAUUGAAAGUGAAACAAAGGUAAAUCAUUUGAUUGACUGAUUCGAUCCACAAAAAAAUCAUUCAUAUACAGGUAAAAACGAUGAUUAACAUAUAUUUUUAAUAUUUAAUAUGAAAUUAAACAGACCUAGAAAAAUCAAAUUGCACGAGUGCGCUUUCUAUUUACAUCUAUAUUUAUGUUUAUAUCGCUUAUAUGACCAUCGGAGGUCUUCGGAGGUCAACUCGAUAGUUAAUUAGAUGGCGUCAAGACUAAAAUAAACACGAAACGAAGCUACAUAUUAUCGAGCCCAUGCCCUGUAAAUUGUUUCUUUUUAUAAUUUGGAUAAAUGUUUUACAUGGUUAUAAAUCAAAUAUCAGAAUUUGAGUCAAAUCGGUGAACAUGAAUUUGACAGCUAGUGCCCCUUUAAUUGUUUUUACAUUUUAUAUGCAGAUUUAAAUGACCAUUUGUAUUUUGUUAUAGCUCAAUCCGCUAUUUCUUAUUGCAUACGAUAGGAUUCAAAAUGAUUCCUAUCAAUUUACAAAUGAAUGAUGAUAACAGUUACUUUAUUACACUUCUUAAUUAUAAAAGAUUGUCUGUCGACCACCAGA
Mytilus californianus (California mussel) is the source of this 4112-nucleotide messenger RNA. RefSeq lists its product as uncharacterized. The coding region runs from base 1492 to 2631 and encodes 379 amino acids. The record is from RefSeq and is a predicted model, not a curated record. NCBI's taxonomy places the organism in Eukaryota, Metazoa, Mollusca, Bivalvia, Mytilida, Mytilidae. The transcript has 3 exons.